This is a messenger RNA of Drosophila teissieri, 423 nucleotides long. RefSeq lists its product as uncharacterized. The record is from RefSeq and is a predicted model, not a curated record. Lineage: Eukaryota; Metazoa; Arthropoda; Insecta; Diptera; Drosophilidae. Gene Ontology annotation, molecular function: odorant binding. The transcript has a single exon. Bases 1 to 423 code for a protein of 140 amino acids.
AUGAAUCACUUGAGACUGGAGAUCAUCUGCUGGAGCUGCCUGCUCCUAAUGAUGGCUGCUGGGACGGAAGCCGCUUCGGUUUGGAAGCUACCCACCGCGGAAAUGGUCUACGAGGAUCUGGAAAGGUGUCGCCAACAGGGCCAAGAUGGCCAAGAAGAGGAUGCAGCCACCCUGAGGUGUUUGGUGAAGAAACUGGGACUGUGGACGGAUGAGAGUGGCUACAAUGGCAGGCGGAUAGCGAAGAUCUUUGCCGGGCAGAACCAGAUGGAGGAACUGAUGCUGGUGGUGGAGCACUGCAACCGGAAGGAGCGGGACACGGGCCACCUGGAUGACUGGGCCUUCCUGGCCUACAGGUGCGCCACUUCCGGCCAGUUUGGCCAUUGGGUCAAGGACUUUAUGAGUCAAAAGGAAGCGGAACAAUGA